AUGCAACAACUGCAAGGGUACGAGCAAGGCGGGCCCAACGUGGUUUAUCACCUCAAGCGCACCUUAUACGGGUUGCGCCAAGCGCCGCGUGCGUGGCACACGCGCUUGAAAGAGGAGCUCGGGAACUUUGAGUUCGUGGCGUCCUUGGCGACGCGGCGCUCUUUCGUGAGUGGUGGACGGGGAGCGGAUUUACGUCAUUGUGUGGGUGGACGACAUUCUCGUCGCGGCCCGGGGGGCGGAGCGGAUUGCGAAGAUGAAGGCACAUUGGCGGAGAACUUCGACGUGCGCGACUUGAGGGAGGCGCGUACUUUGAAGCUCACACAAAAAAAGCUCACGGGGGAGCUUCUUGGGCGGCAGGGAUUGGCGGGCGCACGGGCGCGCUCGGUCCCCCUCGGUGCGCGGAAGAAUUUGACGAAAGAGGGUGCGCCGCUCGACACGGCGAGAUUACCCUAUAGCGAGCUCAUUGGAAGCUUGUUGUACUUUAGCGUGUGCACGCGGCCCGACAUCGCUCAAGCCGUGGGUGCUUCGGCGCGCUACACGAGCGCGCCAUUGGAAGCACAUUGGGCGGCGGCGCUUGGCGUGGUGCGCUACUUGGCGGGGACGGCGGAAGCCGCAAUAACCUUCGGGGGCAGCGGCGAGGUCCUCGAGGCGUUUUGCGACGCCGAUUAUGCGGGGGACAUCGACACAAAGCGUUCUACGACGGGGUACGUCUUCUUGAUGUACGGAGGAGCGGAGGUCGAACUCGCGUAUUGCGAGACGGAGGACAUGAAGGCGGACAUCUUGACCAAGGCGUUGGCACCCGGAAAGUUUUUGAACUGCAAGAAGGAAAUAGGAAUCGCAUAG
Molecule: messenger RNA, 843 nt
Organism: Klebsormidium nitens
Lineage: Eukaryota; Viridiplantae; Streptophyta; Klebsormidiophyceae; Klebsormidiales; Klebsormidiaceae
Source: the annotation of a GenBank genome assembly